Molecule: messenger RNA, 642 nt
Organism: Hyphopichia burtonii NRRL Y-1933
Lineage: Eukaryota; Fungi; Ascomycota; Pichiomycetes; Serinales; Debaryomycetaceae
Product: chaperone
Exons: 1
Coding region: 111-626 (171 amino acids)
Biological process (GO): protein folding in endoplasmic reticulum
Cellular component (GO): EMC complex
Source: RefSeq, a predicted model, not a curated record
UUUGCUUUCAAAGAUCACGACCCGUACACCACGCUAAAACUACUUCCAAAAUCCAAAUUUGAAUUUGAUAAAACACCAAAGAAACAGCUACAACACAAUCAUAAGCAAGGAUGAGCCAGUUCCAGGAGAUAUUGAGGCCCUCGGUGAUACCGGCCAAGUCUGUCAAAGUGAGUGGACCUCCAGGAUUCGAUAGAGAAAACGUACAGAAGAAGAAUGCUUCGGUGACGGUUCAAAAACCAGAUGAAGAAACCUUGAACGAGUUGAAAGUCAAGAAAGCAUGGGAGGUGGCAUUGGCCCCGGCCAAGCAGAUCCCCAUGAACUUGAUCAUGAGUUAUAUGACUGGGAAUUCCCUACAAGUGAUUCCAAUCAUGAUGACCUUGAUGUUAUUAUGGAAACCAUUACAAAGCAUAUUUACCGAAACCAACUCUAUGUUUAAGCAAUUCAAGACCGAAGGGAACGAGUCAGAUAUUCUUCUUACCAAGGCCGUGUUUGUUUUAUGUCAACUCGGCUCGAUGGGGGUUGGAGUUUGGAAAUUGAAUAAAAUGGGGUUGAUUCCUAAUAGUGAGUCAGAUUGGCUAGCCUGGCAAAACAUUGUCCAGGUGAAAGAAUCGGUGUCUAUAAUUUGAAUUAAUAUACAACUAU